AGGUUAAUCUAUUUUCAUCCUAUGCCCUGUUAAGUGAAGGUCUUUGACCUGGUGACGACCUGGUCGUCUCUGUUGCUUACAGCAUCCCCAGGUUGCUGCCUUAUUAACCCGCUCCAUCACCUCUUGAUCUUGUGCUCCACCCCCUGCUCAGAGAAUCAGCAUGGGAUAAAAACUAAACUAGGGAGUGGAAGAACACACCUGUACAGAGGUGGUGAGUGUCAGAGCCAUGCAGGGCCCGAGGAGAAAGACAAAAGUCCUGGGGACCGUCCUAAUGGUGUUCUUCGUCAUCAUGGUAUUGUCACAUCAUGGAGACCGAGGAAAGAAUCUCAACAGCAAGAUUCGCAUUCCAAGCAAAAAGUUCUGGGGCAAGAUGGUCCCGAGUGAGGCGUACUGGAACCACCAGCAGCAGAUACUGGACCAUCUUAGGAACCCUAUCCUGAAUAGCUCCAAUGGGACUUGGGGUGAGAAGUUUAACAACAGCGAAAAUGACACAGUGAUUCUGAACUCUUGCGAUCCAGACCACAGGGUCUCCACCCAAGUGAAGGACUACAAUUCCCUCCCAACUCGUUUCAAAGACUUCCUGACGUACAUCAGGUGCCGGACUUAUCCCAUGGUGGUGGACCAGCCACAGAUCUGCAAUGACGACCCUUUUCUCCUGCUAGCCAUCAAGUCCUUAGCUCCCCAUUUUGACCGGCGGCAGGCCAUACGGGAGUCAUGGGGUCGGGCCGGCCGCAUGGCUAACAAAACUGUGGUGACUGUCUUCCUUCUGGGUAACGCCACCGCAGUGGACCACUUCCCUGACCUAUCGGAAAUGCUGAGUUACGAGAGUUCUAAGCACAAAGAUAUACUUCAGUGGGACUAUAGGGACUCCUUCUUCAAUCUUACCAUCAAAGAGGUAUUGUUCCUCAAGUGGUUUAACAAAAGCUGUAGUGGGGCCCAAUUCAUUUUCAAAGGGGAUGACGACGUCUUCGUUAACACCCUGCAUAUUCUGGACUUCCUCAAGGGUCUCUCCCCAGCCAAAGCAAAGGAUCUCUUUGUUGGGGAUGUGAUCACCAAUGCUGGGCCCCACAGAGAUAAAAAGGUGAAAUACUUCAUCCCUGAGAGUAUAUUUGUGGGGACAUACCCCCCGUAUGCUGGUGGGGGUGGAUACCUGUACUCUGGCCACUUGGCAUUGCGCCUGCAUGCUGCCACGCAACAGGUAACUCUGUAUCCGAUUGAUGAUGUCUAUACGGGGAUGUGCCUCCGAAAACUAGGCCUAGCCCCUGAAAAACACAAGGGUUUUAGGACUUUUGACAUUGAGGAGAAAUAUCGCAACAACCCCUGUGCCUACAAGAGCCUGAUGCUGGUCCACCCUCGAACACCACAAGACAUGAUUAAAAUCUGGUCUUGGCUUAAUAGUCCAGAUCUUAACUGUCAUUGACACCAUACCAGUGGCCUUUCAGCAACCUCAAAGUUGCUGAUCCAGACGUUGGCAGCUUUAUAUUGUUGUUACUGUUAUUGUUAAUACUUUUAAUGCUAUGUGUGUGUUGUGUUGGAGUUUUCCUUGAGUUUCCUUUCUCUGAGUGGCUCAAGGCUAGGUCAGUGUGCAGUCAUAAUAUGAUUUAAAAUGGCCUGAAUAGUAUUGUAAGGGGAAGAAUGUGUGUCUCUCUCUAUAAUGUGGAAAUCUUGUUUUAUCCUCAUCUGGCAUGGAGUCGCACAUUAAGUAUUGUAUGUGACCUUGCGGCUAGUGGUGUUUCAACACUAGCCUUCACCCUAUAACAGAGUUAGUGUUUCUGUACUGGGGAUAUGGGAACAUGGGUAUGAGGGUCCAGAUCAUUUGGGCUUAGCUUCCUGCCUUCUGAUAUUGAGUAGACAUUGCUAACUGGCUGUUCUGUGAGAACUGACUGGUUUGGCAGUUUUUCAUGACCUUCAUUUUGAAUCUAUUGGUUCGUUACAUUAAAGGUCCAAUGAUUUUCAUUGUUUCACUGAGAUGUUCUUAUCUUGGGUGCUCUUUGUGCAGAUGGGCUUUGCAUCCCCUCAGGCUUUGUUUGCACAGUUUCGAAUUGUUAGCAUUUUUGUCCUUCACUCGCAGUGUUGGAAGUCUGUGAAGUCUUCACUCAAAAUUAAACAUCAGUUUAGUAAUUCAGCACAGUAAAAAAAAAACCCAAAACAUUAAAGUCUUUGAAGUGCCUCAGAUUUUUGUCUCGGCAAGAAAUAUGUACUUAUACUCUUGUGAAAUGUUUUUUUUUUAAGCCUUUAUCUUAUAAGCUCCAAUUGUUCACCGCCAUGGAUAAUAACAUUAACUUUCUGAGCUAAAGGAAUCAGAGCCUGUGGAAUGCAGUUCCUAUCACAUAGAGGAUUCACUUAAGAUAAGAACAUCUUGGUCAAAAGUGAGAUAUUUUGCUGCACUCUCAGUAAGUGUUGAAGUAUUUGUUUAAUUGUUUUUUUCUUUCUCAUUAGGUGAUUCACCGCAUCAUUGUAACUGAAUGCACACUUGCCAUGUGUGUAGAUAUCUAAAGCUGUAUAUGGAUUAUUAUUGCUGUAAUGAAGGUGCUUAGCUGCAGUAGUUUGGUUUGUGUAGGGUUGGAGGAUGCAUCCUUUGAGGCCCCCACACCUAAAGAUGUGUAGCUUUAGCUUAUCUCUGUAUUUUGGUGCUUUUUUGUCAUAUGUUGGUCACCUCCAUUACUUUGUCAGGGAACAGCUGCUUGAAGACAGAAUACUUAUUUCCAUCUGAAGUCUGUUUCUGCUGACUGAAAUGGAUGCUUAGAAAUUCAGUGACUGAAAGUCAUGAAGGAUAACUCAAAAGCAUGUGCACAGGGAGAAAUACAGUAUUUGAUUGUGGAAAGCUUUUGCAGUUAAAAUAGUAGCUACUUCUCCACUUCUUUUUCCACUUGGUAAGAAAUCUGGAACUGCAUUAUUGGUCAGAGCUUGUUUUCCCCCAGAUCCCUGGCCCAGCUUGGCACUCUCAGAGAUACUGUUAUGGUUUUUCACUAACUGUAUAGGGGAGGAGCUUACAAAAGACCUCAUAGCUGAAUUAAAGAUAAAGCUAUCAUCAGACCUCAAAAGUGACAUCUGCUGGACAGGUGUAUACAUACAGUUGUUUUUUAAACAAAACAAAACAAAGCAAAAAAACACUGGAUCCGUUCAUUGUAAUACAACCUUAUCGCAGAGUGACUACACGCUCCAGCUUAGCUGAAGUUCUCUCUUAGUGGUACUGUCACUUGUAAGUAAUUUCUUUAAUAUUCUUGUAGUUUCAAGCUGUCUUUGAGUCCAGACUAGAUGUCCUUUUUCAGGUGAAAAUAAAACUCGUGAAACCA
Chanos chanos (milkfish) is the source of this 3296-nucleotide messenger RNA. RefSeq names its product UDP-GlcNAc:betaGal beta-1,3-N-acetylglucosaminyltransferase 2b (gene b3gnt2b). Gene Ontology annotation, biological process: protein O-linked glycosylation; poly-N-acetyllactosamine biosynthetic process. Gene Ontology annotation, molecular function: hexosyltransferase activity; UDP-glycosyltransferase activity. The record is from RefSeq and is a predicted model, not a curated record. Gene Ontology annotation, cellular component: Golgi membrane. The transcript has 3 exons. Bases 227 to 1420 code for a protein of 397 amino acids. NCBI's taxonomy places the organism in Eukaryota, Metazoa, Chordata, Actinopteri, Gonorynchiformes, Chanidae.